Molecule: messenger RNA, 4202 nt
Organism: Zonotrichia albicollis (white-throated sparrow)
Lineage: Eukaryota; Metazoa; Chordata; Aves; Passeriformes; Passerellidae
Source: RefSeq, a predicted model, not a curated record
AACCCCAACUCUUUCUAAUAAGACCUGUAAGAGUAGAAUGUUAAUAUCUGAGACCUAACUGGUAUCGAGCAGCUGCAUUGAACAGUAUUAACACCGUUAGCCUGCAUGUUUUGAGGACUAUGUGAAGCUAGAUCUAAGUAAAUGGAGUUUUUCUUUGUGUCAGUCAACGAAACAUUUUGUCCCCCAUUCAGAUGAGUUCUUUUGGAGAUUAAACAGUUGGAGAGGAAAAUGACAUCGAUUAUCAAGUUGACUACCCUCUCGGGGGUGCAGGAGGAAUCUGCCCUCUGCUAUCUUUUGCAAGUAGAUGAGUUUCGUUUUCUUUUGGACUGUGGCUGGGAUGAAAACUUUUCUAUGGAUAUUAUUGACUCUCUGAGGAAGCAUGUACACCAGGUUGAUGCUGUUCUCCUUUCCCACCCUGACCCUCUACACCUUGGUGCACUUCCAUAUGCAGUUGGAAAAAUGGGAUUGAAUUGUGCCAUUUAUGCAACUAUUCCUGUAUAUAAAAUGGGACAGAUGUUUAUGUAUGAUCUCUACCAGUCCCGCCACAACACUGAAGAUUUCACACUCUUUACAUUGGAUGAUGUAGAUGCAGCCUUUGAUAAGAUACAACAGCUGAAGUUUUCUCAGAUUGUGAACUUAAAAGGCAAAGGACAUGGUUUGUCAAUCACACCAUUGCCAGCUGGUCACAUGAUAGGAGGCACAAUUUGGAAGAUUGUCAAGGAUGGGGAGGAAGAAAUUGUUUAUGCCGUUGAUUUCAACCACAAGAGGGAGAUCCAUCUGAAUGGAUGUUCCUUGGAAAUGUUGAGCAGGCCUUCAUUGCUUAUUACAGAUUCAUUUAAUGCUACUUAUGUACAACCCAGGAGGAAGCAAAGGGAUGAACAGCUGCUGACUAAUGUUUUGGAGACAUUACGAGGUGAUGGAAAUGUGUUAAUAGCUGUGGAUACAGCAGGCAGAGUUCUGGAACUUGCUCAGCUUCUUGAUCAGAUCUGGAGAACAAAAGAUGCAGGAUUGGGAGUGUACUCUCUUGCACUUUUGAAUAACGUCAGCUACAAUGUAGUGGAGUUCUCUAAAUCACAGGUGGAAUGGAUGAGUGACAAGUUGAUGAGGUGCUUUGAAGACAAGAGAAACAACCCUUUCCAGUUCCGCCAUCUCUCCCUGUGUCACAGCCUGUCUGAUCUGGCUCGAGUGCCCAGCCCCAAAGUUGUUCUGGCCAGUCAGCCUGACUUGGAGUGUGGGUUCUCUAGAGAUCUUUUCAUUCAGUGGUGCCAGGAUUCCAAAAACUCCAUCAUUUUAACUUAUCGCACUACACCUGGAACAUUGGCACGAUUCCUGAUUGAUAAUCCUUCUGAAAAAGUUAUAGAUAUUGAGUUGAGAAAACGGGUCAAGUUGGAAGGAAAAGAACUUGAGGAAUACCUAGAAAAGGAAAAACUAAAGAAAGAGGCAGCUAAGAAGUUAGAGCAGUCUAAAGAGGCAGAUAUUGAUUCCAGUGAUGAGAGUGAUGCUGAGGAGGAUAUUGACCAGCCAACUUUACAUAAGACCAAACAUGAUUUGAUGAUGAAAGGUGAAGGUAGCCGGAAAGGAAGCUUCUUCAAACAGGCAAAAAAAUCUUAUCCAAUGUUUCCAGCUCCUGAAGAAAGAAUUAAAUGGGAUGAAUAUGGUGAAAUUAUCAAACCUGAGGAUUUUCUAGUUCCAGAGCUUCAAGCAACAGAAGAAGAAAAAAGCAAAUUAGAGUCUGGUUUGACAAAUGGAGAGGAGCCUAUGGACCAGGAUUUAUCAGAUGUUCCUACCAAGUGUAUUUCUGCAACAGAAUCCAUGGAAAUUAAAGCCAGAGUUACAUACAUUGACUAUGAAGGACGUUCAGAUGGGGACUCAAUUAAAAAAAUUAUUAACCAAAUGAAACCAAGACAACUGGUGAUUGUCCAUGGCCCACCUGAGGCCAGUCAGGACCUUGCAGAAUGCUGCAGAGCUUUUGGUGGAAAAGAUAUUAAAGUUUACAUGCCCAAACUUCAUGAAACUGUAGAUGCUACAAGUGAAACACACAUUUACCAGGUCAGAUUGAAAGAUUCUCUUGUCAGCUCUCUUCAGUUCUGUAAAGCCAAGGAUGCUGAGCUGGCUUGGAUAGAUGGUGUUCUGGACAUGAGGGUUUCAAAGGUGGAUACUGGAGUUAUUUUGGAAGAGGGAGAGUUGAGGGAAGAUGAAGACUUAGAGAUGCAAGUGGAUGUGCCUUCUUCAGACUCGAGUGUGAUUGCACAACAGAAGGCCAUGAAAAGCCUCUUUGGUGACGAUGACAAGGAGAUGUGCGAGGAGAGUGAGAUCAUUCCUACUUUGGAACCUCUGCCACCUCAUGAGGUUCUUGGGCAUCAGUCUGUGUUUAUGAAUGAGCCAAGACUGUCUGACUUCAAGCAGGUUCUCCUGAGGGAAGGUAUACAAGCUGAAUUUGUUGGAGGAGUGCUUGUGUGCAACAACCUGGUGGCUGUCCGCAGGACUGAAACAGGGCGUAUUGGAUUGGAAGGCUGCCUCUGCCAGGACUUCUAUAGGAUAAGAGACCUUUUAUAUGAGCAAUAUGCUAUUGUCUAAGAAAAGUGCUGCAAAGGUGUUUUCACUUGAACUUCUACAGACAAAGGAGGUUUCUCCCAGUUCUGACUUUUUGUAGUUUUCUAAUUUAUACAGGGAAACCUAAUUCACAAAGAUCAGUUAGCUGCCAUGAACAUGUGAGUGACUGCUACUGUUGUUCAUAAAUCUGUUGGUACAUUCCAUGUAGUUGACUCUUAAACUGUUACAACUUGGCAUCUCCCACAUAACACAUUAUAAAUGAGUUUAUGACUAUGAACGCUUCUCAGGAGAGGUUCAAUUUGUCAGGGCAUGUUUUGGUUUCACAGAUUUCCUGUCAAAGAGUACGAAACAUGUGAAAGUCAUUCUUUUGUUCUAAAAUAAGAUUGGAUAAAGAGCUUUGGUUUCUUUGGUUUUGUUCAGUUUCUGUGAGGUUGUUUUUUGUUUUUGGUUUUGGUUGCUUGGGGUUUUUUUUAGUAAGUUUGAUUUAGGGAAAAGUAUCUCCCUCUUUUGUUUUUAAAUUGGGUUUAGUUGAAGUACAUUAUUAACAGCCCACUUAAAGCUAGACUGCUUAAAGUUACCCCAGUGUUUAUCUGGCUGCAUCUUAAUGCUGUAUCUCUUCCAUCUUACUGAUUUGUUCUGAAACAGCAUUUCAUAUUGUAAUCUGCAGGAUAAAAAAAUUACUUGGGCAAUUACUCUAAGAAGAUUGGAUUAUAUUUUCAGGUAGUUUAAAAUGCAGUAAUUAUGCUUCAGAGUAACUGCUGUGCAAAAUUACAGAAUUCAUAACUCCUAACUCUUGCAAAAUUAUGCCAAUUAUAAAAACUUUUCUAAGUUCUGAUUUUAAUACUUUUCAAAGUCUAAAGCCUUUAUCCAUGCACUGCUGUUUGUUCAGAGUGCCAUGAGCCACGUUCAGGAAGAUCUUUUCUCUUGAAAUCUGUUCAUGUAAUGUAUUUAAUGAUUUUGUACCAUGUUCUGUUCUAGAUGACAGUAAGACUUAUUGUAGCUGCUGAUGCUAGGGAUUUACCUUACCUUUUAGGUAAGGAUAAACACAUCAUUGAGUUCAUUAAUUUCUCAAAAAUUAAGUUAUGAAAACAAAUGGCCUCUUAAGUUUAUUUAAUCCUUUUUCCCCCUAUCCGUGUGUGAAACACCAGUUUUGGCAGUGGAGGGUUGUUUGCUUUUUACAUAAAACAAUGUAAUAUAUGCUCUUUGUGUGUGUGCUUAAAUAAAACCUUUUGAAAAAGUGGCAAAAAAUAGCCCUGUGGGCUGUCAAUGGAAAGAUAAUUUACUUUGCAAUUCAUUCUCAACAAAAAAUUUGUCUGAUCUACAGACUAUUUUGUUUAAAAUAGUAGAUUAAAAGUGAAGACUGUAUUAAACAGUUGAUAGAACUGUAUACUAGAAAUGUAAAAAACUUGAAAAUACAAUACUGAGUGAGAAUGUAUUUUCUUACACAAAGUCUGGGUUUUUUUCUUAACAAUCUAGAAAAAAUGUGUAUUUCCUUAUAUUGACAUCCAGAACUUCAUAGAAAUGCUCUGGUUUUGUAGCAAUGCUAUGUAAAUCUAUAUGAUGCUGCAUACUUGUUGCUGAAUACUGUUGUAUUACUACUAUUGUUUAUACUAGUGAACUUUUAUAAAGUGAGUUACUUUGUACAUAAU